AUGGAUGGUGCUGGCAAUAUUACAUUUUGGGGUUAUAGUCCUAGUCUUUGUCUAACGAAAUAUGUCGACAAUCAAUCUAAUGAUCAACCAAUUCGUCUUCUAUUGCUUGGCAGUGGUGAUAUUCGUCAUGUACUUCAUACAUUAGCAUUCACAACAUCACCAAUACAUAUUUACAUGCUUGAGUCUCAAUUAGAAGUUUACGCACGUCAUUUACUCUUCCUUCAACUGGUGUUUACUUCCAUUGAUCAAAUAGGUUUACAAGAAAAAUGUGAACACUACUUAGAAUUAUUUGCUAACUUACAUAUCAACACGCACACUGAACAAUAUCUAAAAGAAGCUGCAACACAACUUAUUCAACAUGUUACAAACAUCAAUGGACAGUUUCAAUUAGCAUCCAAUGUUACAAUUGACGUGUCCUUGUUGAAAUAUAAGGAGAAAGACUUUCUUGAAGGUAUCUUCCAAUUCUGGCGUGCACCACCGGCGAAACAACCUUUCCCAGCGGAACUAGCUUGGGAUGGUCGUGUUCGCCAGUAUUUAGCUCGAUACGAUACUCGUCGCAAUGCAUUCGAUUGGGAUUUACAUAUGAAAUUGGCUGAACGUGGUUUCAAACGAUUGAAUGCGCAAGAAUAUGGCGAUUGGCGGGAGAAAGGUCUUGCUUUCCAUUUAAAUCGACAAGAUUACACCCAACCGAAUCGAACACUAGCAUCUGCCCAUGUUUUUCAAAGUACUGAUGGAACAAAGCAGGCCCGUCGCGGAUAUUGGGGUGAUAUUCUUACAGGCCCAUUUGUUGCUCAUGGCCUCGAACCUAUCGAUAAUGACGAUCCGCAAAUGCAAUCGAAAGCAAAUGAUAAAUUCGUUAAGACAGCUACAGAUGUGUCUGAAUACAAUGUGUUGAAGCUAAUCGACCAAGUUCAACUGCAAAAUAAUCAGAUAAAGAUCAUCUUUCUACCGCUGAAUAGCAUCGCAGAUUUGUGUACAGCCAGUACGCAACGAUAUCAGAACUUGCAAUUUGAUUUAAUCUAUGUUGGUUGUGGCUUAACACAUUAUUUAAACGAACAAGGUGAACAUUUUUCAUCAUCAAUUAUGUCAAGAGGAUCAACGCUUUUGUUAGAACUACCAACAUUUCUCCUUGAUCUCAAACAAGAUCAAUUAGAACAAUUGGAGAAGCGCUAUGAUGAAUUGGCGAAAACAGCUAAAUGUAUACCGCGAGAUAAUGAAGAAGUGAAAGCGAAUGUAAUCAAGAUUUAUAAAUAUGAUCAAUCAUGA
Adineta ricciae is the source of this 1266-nucleotide messenger RNA. Lineage: Eukaryota; Metazoa; Rotifera; Eurotatoria; Adinetida; Adinetidae. The record is from the annotation of a GenBank genome assembly.